This is a messenger RNA of Chiroxiphia lanceolata (lance-tailed manakin), 1675 nucleotides long. It is a transcript of the gene NRBP2, whose product is annotated as nuclear receptor binding protein 2. The record is from RefSeq and is a predicted model, not a curated record. NCBI's taxonomy places the organism in Eukaryota, Metazoa, Chordata, Aves, Passeriformes, Pipridae. The coding region runs from base 57 to 1550 and encodes 497 amino acids. Gene Ontology annotation, cellular component: cytoplasm; endomembrane system. Gene Ontology annotation, molecular function: protein serine/threonine kinase activity; ATP binding. The transcript is spliced from 18 exons. Gene Ontology annotation, biological process: protein phosphorylation; intracellular signal transduction; endoplasmic reticulum to Golgi vesicle-mediated transport.
ACAGCUCGGCUCAGCUCAGCUCGGCACGGCUCGGCUCAGCCGGGCUCUCGGCGGGGAUGGCGGUGCCGGAGCCGGACGCGCGGCUGGCGCAGGAGAAGGAGGAGGAGAGCGAGGAGGAGAGCGAGGUGCUGGAGGAGAGUCCCUGCGGCCGCUGGCAGAAGCGCCGCGAGCAGGUGAACCAGGGGAACAUGCCGGGCAUCCAGAGCACCUUCCUGGCCAUGGACACGGAGGAGGGGGUGGAGGUGGUGUGGAACGAGCUGCUCUUCACCGACAAGAAGGCCUUCAAAGCACACGAGGAGAAGAUCAAGACCAUGUUCGAGCAGCUGGUGCUGGUGGAUCACCCCAACAUCGUGAAGCUCCACAAGUACUGGCUGGACGUGAAGGACUCCAAGGCACGGGUGAUCUUCAUCACAGAGUACGUGUCCUCGGGGAGCCUCAAGCAGUUCCUCAAGAAAACCAAGAAGAACCACAAGGCCAUGAACGCCAGGGCCUGGAAGCGCUGGUGCACCCAGAUCCUCUCGGCUCUCAGCUUCCUGCACUCCUGCGAGCCCCCCAUCAUCCACGGCAACCUGACCAGCGACACCAUCUUCAUCCAGCACAACGGGCUCAUCAAGAUCGGCUCGGUUUGGCACCGGGUGUUUGCCAACGCCCUCCCGGACGAUCUGAGGAGCCCCAUGAGGAUCGAGAGGGAGGAGCUGCGGAACCUGCACUUCUUCCCCCCGGAGUACGGCCAGCAGACGGACGGCACGGCCGUGGACAUCUUCUCCUUCGGGAUGUGUGCGCUGGAGAUGGCCGUGCUGGAGAUCCAGACCAACGGGGACACGCGGGUGUCGGAGGAGGCCAUCGCCAGGGCCCGGCACUCCCUGGACGACCCCAACAUGAGGGAGUUCAUCCUGUCCUGCCUGACCCUGAACCCCGACCGGCGCCCCAGCGCCCACAACCUGCUCUUCCACCGGGUGCUCUUCGAGGUGCACUCCCUGAAGCUGCUGGCGGCCCAUUGCUUCAUCAACCACCAGUAUCUGAUGCCAGAGAAUGUGGUGGAGGAGAAGAUAAAGGAGCUGGACCUGAACAUGGUGAUGGCCGAGAUCCGCAGGGAGGGGCGGCCCGGAGCCCAGUGGAGGUACUCAGAGGUUUCCUUCCUCGAGCUUGACAAGUUCUUGGAGGAUGUCAGGAACGGGAUUUACCCCCUGAUGAACUUCGCCGUCUCCAGACCCCACGCCCUGCCCCGGGUGCUCUCCCAGCCCCAGGAGGAUCCCCAGAAAGCCAAAACUCCCACCCCGGAGCCCUUCGACGUGGAGACCAGGAAGGUGGUGCAGAUGCAGUGCAGCCUCGAGCUCAACGACGACAAGUCCCAGUGGCACCUCACGCUCCUGCUCAUCCUGGAGGACAAACUGCACCGACAGCUCAGCUACGACCUCCUGCCCUCUGACAACUCCAAGGAUCUGGCCACAGAGCUGGUGCAUUAUGGGUUCAUCCACGAGGACGACUGUGAGAAGCUGGCCGCGUUCCUGGAGAGCGCCUUCCACAAGCACCGCUCCCCGCUGCUCUGAGCCCGCGGGACACGGACCCCCCACCCCGGGGAGGGAUGUGCUGGACUGGGGGGUCCGGGGGCUCCCGGGCCACCUCCCCGCAGCAGGACUGAGCCCCGGGCCCCGCCCGAGCCCGGGGGGCUUCG